Messenger RNA from Trifolium pratense (red clover), 1271 nucleotides. RefSeq names its product transcription factor NAI1-like. The transcript has 4 exons. Lineage: Eukaryota; Viridiplantae; Streptophyta; Magnoliopsida; Fabales; Fabaceae. Gene Ontology annotation, molecular function: protein dimerization activity. The record is from RefSeq and is a predicted model, not a curated record. The coding region runs from base 51 to 1190 and encodes 379 amino acids.
GUGAACUCUCACUCUUCCUUGUUUCAAGGAGCUACACUACACUUGUGAAGAUGGAGGAAAUCAACAAUACACCAAUGAACGUAGCAGCUGAUAGCAACUGGUUAUCUGAUUUGGAAAUGGUGGAUGAAUACAUAUUAUUUGAUGAGGAUUGUAACUUGAACUUGCUUGAUGCUAAUCAAGAACAGUUACUCUCACAUGACAUAGCUAGUGCCUUUGAGGAACAAAGACAAACCCUGCAACAAUGUUUAACUACAGAAUUCAUUUCCACAACAAUGAGCAAAAUUUUCACCGAUGAAACAAGUUUCGAGUCUUUUGAUGACUUUGAUUUUGAGAAACUAGCUAAAGAGUUGAAAACAAUUGAUCAAAGUAAAAAUGCCGAAAACUUUUCACCACAAUUCUCUGCAUCAACACCCUCUAUUCAGUCUCCUCAGAUUUUGUCUUUUGACAAUCCAAACCCAACAGAGUUUUAUAGUUUUGAUCAAACACAGAACGAGAUGGUGACUUCAUUGUCAUUGCCCGAAUUGGGGAACAUACAGUUUUCAACUCAAAUCUCAAAAGCGUCUUCGGAAAAUCAAAACUUGGAAACUAAAACAUCACAACCUAAGAGGCCUCGAGCUCAUGGUUUGGAUCAUAUCAUGGCCGAGAGAAAACGAAGAGAGAAUCUCAGCAAGAGUUUCAUUGCUCUUGCAGCUCUCGUUCCAGGCCUAAAGAAGAUGGACAAGGCUUCGAUAUUAGCGGAUACAAUCAAAUACCUCAAAGAGCUUAAAGAGCGUUUGGCAGUUUUAGAAGAGCCGGGGAAGAAAACAAAUGAAGAUCAGUCCAUGGUGGUUACGACCAAACCUGACGUCUGCAGCGACCAGCAUUACUCAUCAUCGCAUGAGAACACUGAAACUGAAAGUGCUGCUGAUGGUAUUGCCACUGGUCAAUCACUCUUCAAGGUGGAAGCAAAAGUGAAAGGGAAAGAUAUGUUGAUUCGGAUCCACUGCCAAAAGUAUGAUGGACUUCUUGUUAAAAUCAUCACUGAGAUUCAAAGUUAUCAACUAUCUGUUGUCAAUAACAGUGUUUUAGCCUUUGGAGAUUCUAUCCUUGACAUUACCAUCAUUGCUGAGAUAGGUGAAGGGUACAACUUGAGCAUAAAGGGACUUGUGAAGCACCUAAGCAUUGCAGCAUUGGAGUUUAUGUCAUCAUAACAUGAACAAUGCACAUACAGUUCCCACAAACACCAUGUAGAGUGUGAAUUCACAUGAAUUUCUUUCAAUGAUAAUGUGUUU